AUGGGGGCGCAGGGCGCCCGCGAGGGGCGCGCGAGGGCCGGCUGCCAGAUUGCCGCAGCCCGGCUGCCUUGCGUCCUCUGCCGAACCCCCCUGCCGCGCCCCCGCGCGCCCCCGCCCUCACUGCUGCGCUCUCCCCUCGGCAGACCUGCCUCUCUUCCCCGACCCCCUCCCUCCGCGCCCCCGCAGGCCUCUGCUACACCAGCCCCCGCAGAUCCACCGGCCGCAUCUCCUCAACCGCCCCAUCCCUGCACCUGCUCCGCACUCCCCCAAACCUCCCACCCCUGGGCCCUCCUGCCUGGGAGGUGGGAAGAGAGGCCGGUGCUGGACCCAGAGAGAGAGGGGCGCGGACUUGGAGGUCGCGGGUGGCAGCCCCCAGGGGAAGGGGGCUCUGGCUGGAGGCAGGGAGGCGCUGCGUUUCCCACGGAACACUUUGUGAUGGCCAAGCCCGGGAGGGAGUCGCCAUCGCCAGAAACCCUGCAGACCCCUCUCCAGCAAGCCCGUUGUGCAGGGUCUGAAACCUACUAG
Messenger RNA from Rangifer tarandus platyrhynchus (Svalbard reindeer), 525 nucleotides. NCBI's taxonomy places the organism in Eukaryota, Metazoa, Chordata, Mammalia, Artiodactyla, Cervidae. The record is from the annotation of a GenBank genome assembly.